Molecule: messenger RNA, 6744 nt
Organism: Phyllostomus hastatus (greater spear-nosed bat)
Lineage: Eukaryota; Metazoa; Chordata; Mammalia; Chiroptera; Phyllostomidae
Gene: TNS3
Product: tensin 3
Exons: 29
Coding region: 425-4705 (1426 amino acids)
Biological process (GO): dephosphorylation
Molecular function (GO): phosphatase activity; protein binding
Source: RefSeq, a predicted model, not a curated record
CCGCCCACCCGGACGCGCCCGGCGAACACCUGGAGGCCGGCUGCUCCGUGGGUCUGAUAGUCCCCCGUCCACCUGGCCACCGCCGGGAGGCCCCAGGGGCCCACGGGGCCUCGGCCCGCCCGAAACGGCCGCAUUGUUAGGGCGGCGAGGCCAGGUGACCGGCCGGCCCGGCGCGGGCGGCGCGAUUGCCCUUCGCCGCCUCGAGGGGGCCCUGCGGCGGCCGCGAGCCAGGAGGACGGCCCGCCCGCGCGCUGCUCGGCGCCCAGCCUGCUGCGCCAUCGCCCCGCGGGACCGCGCCGCCGCUCGCCCAGCCUGCAAGUACUCCUGCCACAGGCGAUGUGAAGCCAAGGCGCCGGGGGGUGCCUCGCCGUCCGCUGCUCCCUGCUGCGACAGGCCGUCCAGGCCGGCGGCGCUGAGCCCCGCCAUGGAGGACGGCCCCGCGCUGGACCUCACCUACGUCACCGAGCGCAUCAUCGCCGUGUCCUUCCCCGCGGGCGGCUCCGAGGAGGCCUACCUGCACGGCCUGCAGGAGGUGACGCGCAUGCUGCGGUCCAAGCACGGGGACAACUACCUGGUGCUGAACCUGUCGGAGAAGAGGUACGACCUCGCGAAGCUGAACCCCAAGAUCCUGGACGUGGGCUGGCCCGAGCUGCACGCGCCGCCGCUGGACAAGGUGUGCACCAUCUGCAAGGCCCAGGAGUCCUGGCUGAACAGUGACCCGCAGCACGUGGUGGUCAUCCACUGCAGGGGCGGGAAGGGGCGCAUCGGAGUCGUCCUCUCCUCCUACAUGCACUUCACCAACGUCUCCGCCAGCGCCGACCAGGCCCUGGACAGGUUCGCGAUGAAGAAGUACUACGACGACAAAGUCUCCGCCCUCAUGCAGCCGUCCCAGAAACGGUACGUGCAGUUCCUGAGCGGGCUGCUGGCGGGCACGGUGAAGAUGAACGCCUCGCCGCUCUUCCUGCACUUCGUCGUGCUGCACGGCACCCCCAGCUUCGACGCUGGCGGAGCGUGCCGGCCCUUCCUGAAGCUGUACCAGGCCAUGCAGCCCGUGCACACGUCCGGGAUCUACAACAUCGGCCCGGACAGCCCGAGUCGCGUCUGCAUCGCCAUCGAGCCAGCCCAGCUGCUGAAGGGGGACAUCAUGGUGAAGUGCUACCACAAGAAGUACCGCGCCGCCACCCGCGAUGCCGUGUUCCGGCUGCAGUUCCACACGGGGGCCGUGCAGGGCCCCCGCCUGGUGUUCGGGAAGGAGGACCUGGACGGCGCCUGCAGCGAUGGCCGCUUCCCCGCCGACGGGAAGGUGGAGCUGGUGUUCUCGGCCACGCCCGAGCGGAUGCCAGGCUGCGAGCACCUGCGCAACGACCGCGGCGUGAGCGUGGACUUCAACACGGCCGACCCCCUGAUCCGCUGGGACUCCUACGAGACCCUGGGCGCCGACGGCGAAGUACCACACACCCAGGGCCCUGUCGACGGCAGCCUCUACGCCAAGGUGAGGAAGAAGAGCGUCUCGGACCCCGGCGUCCCCGGCGGGGUCCCGGCCGCCCCCGCCGCCAGCAGCCCCGACCACACCCUGUCGGUCAGCAGCGACUCGGGCCACUCCACCGCGUCCGCGCGGACGGACAGGACCGAGGAGGCCCUGGCCCCGGGGCCCAGCAGGGGCCUGAGCGCCCAGGAGAAGGCCGAGCUGGACCAGCUGCUCAGCGGCUUCGGCCUGGACGACUCUGGGAGCCCCCCGCGGGACAUGGCUGAGGCCCCCGGCCAGCGCGGCGGGACGCGCCACGUGGUGCCGGCGCAGGUGCACGUGAACGGGGACGCGGCGCCCAGGGACCGCGAGACGGACAUCCUGGACGACGAGGUGCCCGGCCACGCCCUGCGCAGCGCGGGCAGCAGUGUUGGGACCCUGUCCUCCUCUGAGGGGCCCCCGUCGGCCCCCGCCGGCCCCUUCGCCGGCCCCCCGAGCAGCCACAACUCGCUGCUGUCCGAGGGCUUCGGCAGCAGCGCCGGGGAGGACCUGCACGGCGAGCUGGCCCCGGACCUGGGCCUCAGUGCAGGGCCCCCGUACGAGCCCCGGCGGCCGCCGCCCGCGCUCGGGGCGCCCUGCGUGGCCGCGCAGACGCGGGCCUUCGAGCAGAGCGGCUACUCCACGCAGACCUGGGUGCGCCAGCAGCAGAUGGUGGCCGCCCACCAGUACGGCCUCGCCCUGGACGGGGAGGCCAGGCUCGUGGGCCGCGGCCCCGGGGACGGCCCCCGCCUGGCACAGGCCCUGCCCAGGCUCCCGGUGGCCCCCGCCCAGGGGGCUGGCAGCAGGGGGCCCGCGCAGAGGGGCACAGGCCCCGGGGCACUUCCGCCCGACACCCAGCGGCCUCCUCCCAGCAACACGCUGAGAGCCGGGUUCCCGGACGUCGGCCUCGCAAACGGCACAGGCCCGGGGCCCGGCCCGGACCCCUCCCCAGGCUCGCCCACCCUGGACAUCGACCAGUCCAUCGAGCAGCUCAACAGGCUGAUCUUGGAGCUGGACCCCACCUUCGAGCCCCUCCCCACCCACCUGAGCUCGCCGGGCGUCCAGGCCAAUGGCUCCACGUCCCCGGACGGCGUGGGAGGCGGGCUCCGGGCGGGCGGUCGCCUGCAGGACCGAGGGGAGGACCCCGGCUGGAGCCCCACGCAGCAAGGCCCCUCGGGGGAGGAGCCGCUGCGCAGAAGGUUCCGGAAGCCGAGCCUCGGGCAGUACGACAACAACGCCGCGGGGCAGCCCGCCUCCUCCCGGGGCGGGUGGGGGAAGCCCGCGGGUGCGGAGCCGGCUCCGGGCCUGGUGCCCUUCCUGUCUCCACCCGACGUCAGAGAGACGGUGAUGGCCGGGUACCCCCCCGACCUGGACCGGGUGGACAGCGGGAUCUUCUCUCUGAGCAAGAGCAGCAGCAGCGAGUCCGCGCCGCCCACGCCGGCGUUCCCGGUGUCCCCGCAGACCCCGUACGUGACCACGCCCCCGCACCACCCGGCCUUCAGCCUGCCCGGGCCGCACGCCGGCAGCGCCGGCGGUCUGUGCCGAGCGGCUCACGAUCCCCAAGGCUGCCCCGAGGUCCUCGGUCACCCUGCGGGGAUGUCAGAGAGCCCCCUGGGGCCCAGAACCCCGGCAUCGCCCUUCCCUCGGAUGUUCCUGUCCCCCUGCGGCAGCGCCGGCGGCGGCCCCGGCCCAAAGAGGGACAGCCCAUCCGCCGAGCCGCAGUGGGCAGACACCGGCCCCAGGCCCAUGCUGGCCCUGCUGGGGGGCCGCCGGUCCCCGGGGAGCCUGCUCGGCCCCGGCGAGUUCCAGGACGGCCCCGGCCCUGGGUGGCCGCACCGCCCACCUGCUGAGCCCCAGGCUGCUCUCCACAGCCACCCGCUGGUGCUGGCGGAGCCCCCGGAAGUUCUGCAUCCCCCAAGCAACCAGGCCUUCCUGGGCUUCGGCGCGGCUCUCGUGGGGGCCUCCGUGGGGACCGGCCUGCCCCCUGGGGAGGCCCCGGGGGCCCCGCCGGCCGGCUCCCAGAGCUCGCCCCAGCCCCUCAGCCCCCCGCGGGCAGCCGCUGACAACGGCUUCCUGCCGCACGGCUUUCACCUGGCGUCGCCGCCCGGGCGCAGCGGCCGCCACAGCCCCGUCCUGCCGGGCCCCGGCCCGCCCCUGCCCGAGAAGAAGCGGGCGUCCGAGGGCGACCGCUCCUGCGGCUCCGCCUCGCCCUCCUCCAGCGGCUUCUCCAGCCCCCGCAGCGGGAGCACCGUCAGCAUCCCCUUCCCCAGCGUGCUCCCGGACUUCUCCCGGUCGCCCGAGGCGGCCGCCCUCUCUCUGGGUGACCCUGGUGACAAGCACGUGUCGGUGAACUUCGUGCAGGACACCUCCAAGUUCUGGUACAAGGCGGACAUCUCCCGAGAGCAAGCCAUCGCCAUGCUGAAGGACAAGGAGCCCGGGUCGUUCGUCGUCCGGGACAGCCACUCCUUCCGCGGCGCCUACGGCCUGGCCCUGAAGGUGGCCACGCCCCCGCCUUCCGUGCUGCAGCUGAACAAGAAAGGCGGGGACCUGGCCAGCGAGCUGGUGCGGCACUUCCUGAUCGAGUGCACCCCGAAGGGCGUGCGGCUGAAGGGCUGCGCCAACGAGCCCUACUUCGGGAGCCUGACAGCCCUGGUGUGCCAGCACUCCAUCACGGCCUUGGCCUUGCCCUGCAAGCUGCUCAUUCCCCACAGAGAUCCGCUGGAGGAAAUCUCGGAGAGCUCUCCCCAGACGGCGGCCAACUCCGCGGCCGAGCUGCUGAAGCAGGGUGCAGCCUGCAACGUGUGGUACCUGGGCUCCGUGGGCACGGAGUCCCUCACCGGCCACCAGGCCGUCCAGAAGGCCCUGAGCCUCGCGCUGGCGCAGCAGCCGCCGCCCCUGUCCACGGUCGUGCACUUCAAGGUGUCGACGCAGGGCAUCACCCUGACGGACAACCAGAGGAAGCUCUUCUUCCGGAAGCACUACCCCGUGAACACCGUCAUCUUCUGCGCGCUGGACCCGCAGGGCAGGAAGUGGGUUGCGGACGGCGUGGGCUCCAGAGCCUUCGGGUUCGUGGCCCGGAAGCAGGGCAGCACCUCGGACAACGAGUGCCACCUGUUCGCGGAGCACGACCCCGAGCAGCCUGCCAGCGCCAUCGUCAACUUCGUGUCGAAGGUCAUGAUUGGCUCCCCCAAGAAGAUGUGAGCCCCCCCCCGCCGGCUCCAGACGCCCGGGGGCUGGGGCGGCCCGCCGCGCCCCUGCGGUGACCCUGACCUUCCGGCUCCUUCCGUUUCCCGAGCACCACACUGCCCCGCCCCCGCGCCCUUCCUGAGACAGACGGUGCCCGUGUCCGUCUGCAGCCCGGCCCUUUCUGGGCAGGAGAGGGUACCAGGUCACCUGCCCAGCUCCACGCCCAGGACCGCCCCAGGAAACGCGGGGUCCUGUGCACCUCCCAUGCCAGAGUCUGGGGGCACCUGGCCCACUGGGCCGUGGCUCGAGUGACCACGGAGUGCAGCCAGCACUGCGACCAACGCCCUCGGCCACCACCCUCCCAGGACAGGGACGCACGUGUGAUGCGGCUUCACGCGGGCCCUUCCGGAACGCCGGGGCCUGGACAAGGGGACCAGGUGAUGGCCCGUGAGAACCAGGGUGUCACUGUGGGGCCCAAAGGUGUGCCGGCUGCGGAGAGGAGGGGCGAGGACGGAAGUGAAACGCCAUUUCCACGUACUUUAUCGCUUUUUUGCCAAGUCACUUGUGGUCACAUUUGUCACUGCGGCCUGUGGGGGUGUCUCAGCCCGGAGGCACCAGAGGAGAGGGUGCCACUGUGCACUGGCUCCUGUGUGCGGUGACCACUGUCAGAGUGUCGUUUCCAGGCUGCAGGCGACAUCCUUUCUGGAGUGGAAGGUUCUGGAAGGGUGGGACAGGCUGACCUCCAGGAGCUCCCCUCUGGUCUGUCACGACCACGCCUGCGGGCUCCUGGAGGGUCUGCGUGCUUCCGGCCCCCCGAGCUGGGUGGAGGGCGUCUCAGUCUCACGGGGGUUCGGGGCCCCACCUCGCCUCAGUCACGGUCCGAGAGGCACCCGCCCGGACGCCUGUGGCAGUGCUGCGGCCUGUCACCUGCCCCAUCUGCAGUCGCGGGUUGGGGAGCAGCCAGCGGCUCUGCCCAGAACUCCAGUUCUCCACUGUGGACGCCGAGCACCGGCCCCUCUGUCCCCCAGAGUCGGCAGGGGCGGGCCACAGGCUGGGGUGGGGUGGCUUCGUGGACCCCGGGUGAAGCAGAUUCAGGUGCGGGGCGAGGAGCUGGGACCGGGGGGCGCGGGGGCCCUGCCGCUCAGCUCCAAUCCCAAGUGCCUCCUUUCUGUGCCAAAAGACCGCCUUGUCCCCCAAGGCGGGCCUCGUCCGCCACACAGCGGGCAUCUCUUCGGUCCACGCCCUGGUCCCCGUGGAGGCACACAUGCUGUCGCUGUCAGACUCGGGGAGGGGGCCGGGUUGGAGCUGUCCCUGGGAGAUGGCUCGUCUCGAGAUGGCUCGCACCCACGUCUGACUCAGAGAGGCCAGGCCCCUCGUCUCUCGGGCAGAGGGGGGCGGGCGGGCGGGCGUGGGUCUGCGACUCGGGACCCCGGGACUCGGAGACCGGGGUCCCCCUCGAGGUGGCAUCCUGGAUGCCGAGAAGCCGGGCACCUGGCAGCAGCGUGACCUCCCGGUGGCCGAGGGCCCCAGAGGUUUGCUCCAAGCAGACGGCUCCUGAGGAAGCCAGCGCCGGCUUCUGACGAGCUGGUGUGACAGGGCUCUUUGCGUGUUACACACGCAUUACACAGGACCACACACCCAUGACCUUGGCGCCAGGCCGUGGGUGAGCCCCACCCCCCACCUGGCUCCACGCAGGGGCAGACCCCUCCCCAGGCUCCUGGUCUCCGGGUGCCCCGGGCACCAGGCACAGGCCUGGGCGCUCGCCAGAAGUGUGCCCGUGAGCGUCGCAGCCAGGGUCCCUUUCAGCCCUCGGUCCCCUACGAUGUCCCCCCAUCGCUCACCUGUAAGCCUCUCCCUGUGUAUCCUGGCGUCGAGACGCCCUGCGUCUCCUGAUCUGCCUUAACUGCCAGUGGGCGUUCCCACGUCUCGUAUGUUGCAAGAGCAUAUGCAGUGUGUAAACGAAUGUUCUGUGAGGUCUCUGUGUAGCCGCUGUCUCUGCUCUUCCAGCACCAUUACAGUCAGAAAACAAUAAAGUAUUAACCUUCGUAACCCUC